This is a messenger RNA of Cylindrotheca closterium, 1758 nucleotides long. The record is from the annotation of a GenBank genome assembly. NCBI's taxonomy places the organism in Eukaryota, Bacillariophyta, Bacillariophyceae, Bacillariales, Bacillariaceae.
AUGAAGCACAUAUAUACAUGCUCGUCACAAGUUUUGGUAUCAAUACUCCUGAUAUUGCAGUCGUUUCGACUUGCUCAUGGCCAAGGCUCAUUAACCACAUUCGAUGAGACAUGCCUUGCAGUGGUCAAGGAUAUCUUUUCUGAAGAUCGAAAGGAACUUUUGUGUCAGACUCCAUCAGGGAUGUUCUAUAUCAUCCCAACAGUGGAUGACCUGUGGAUCGAUGAAAAGAUGCUUGACGGGGACCUUGUUAGCGGAGAAGUCUCUAUCGACAUCCCUCCCGGUACAUACGUAGAUCGCCAAACACAAACAUUACUGGUGACCGAACCACCAAAGUUACUCUACUUCAGUGAUCCCUCAAGAAGGCUUCACAGACAACUGGCAAGAGUCACUGGUGAUAAAAGUGUCCUGGUUGUCCGAGUAUCUGCUUCCAACAGUGAUGUCUCCUCCAAUGAAAGAGAGUUGUCCACAUCUGUUUUUGGAGGUUCCGAUGAUUUUGUCAACCUAAAGUCUCAGUACGCCGCAUGCUCCCAUGGAAAACUCAACUUUCAGAAGCGACCUAACAUGAAUGGACUGACUACGAACAUCAGAGACGGUGUCGUCACGAUCCGAGUGAACAUGCCCAUUCAAGUUGGUUACAUGACGAUAGUCAAUGAAGUAUCCAGGACAGUCGAAGAAGAAUUUGGAACUACGAUAAAUGGUAUUGCGAAUCAUGUAUUGUAUUGUAUGCCAAAAGGAGCAUUUAGUGGUGUUGGGUAUGCAAUUAUGAAUGGUGUACUUUCCGUUUACAACAAUGACUUGUGCACCUCUGUGAGUUCAACGAUGCACGAAAUCGGCCACAAUUUGAACCUCGGUCAUUCCGGUAUGGGCAGUGACGAAUACGGAGACCGAACUGGUUUGAUGGGAUACUCAAUGAGAUCGGAUGAGACGCCCAAGAUGUGCUUCAAUGCCGCCAAGCUCUUUCAGCUUCGUUGGUUCGAUGACAAGGCCGUAUCCUUUACGCCGGGUCAAAAGAAUUGGAAUUUUGAGCGAACCUUGAAUCUCGCAAGCACUGUGGACUAUCCUACCACUCGUAGCUCCGUCUUGAUUGAGAUUCUUCAGCCCAAUCUUCGACUCAAUUACUACAUUGGCUUCAAUGCCGCCAAGGGCUUCAACUCUGGCGUCUUUCACGCCAAAAAUCAAGUGGUUGUGUAUGAAAAGCCGACUGUCGAUGGGAAUGAUUCCUGGAGAGUCGCAGACUUGUCCAGAGGCCAUAGACACACCAUUUCCAACUUUAAUGGUGUGGCAGGGGACACUCUCAACAUAGAUGUGUUGAACAUUGAUCUAUCAGCAGGAGAAGCUCAAGUGAGAAUCAAGCUGAAUCGAUUUGGAAGACCACCGACUCGUCCUCCUACCAGGCCACCCACUCGGAUGCCCACUCCAAGACCUACUCCCAGACCUACCCGUCUCACGCCUAGUCCCACCCGAGGUGUCAUCGGAAGAAAUCCCACCAUUGACGUGCCAACCGCCGGAAACCCAUCGUGCAAACGCAAUAUGGAAGACUGCGAGUCUACCGACGAGUGCUGUUUUGGUUAUUCAUGUCGUAGAAUCUCCAACGACGCUGGCUUUUCUAGCGUUUGCCGGACGGUUCCCAAGAAUAGCAAGGAUAAGCUGCCUCGAACCGAGCUGUAUUGGUGGGAGCGCCGAUUACGAGGUGAUGCUUCCGCCAACACUCCUGACGAAUUGGACGAAGUGGAACAUGCGAAUGAGGAUAGAGCCUAG